AUGCCAUUCUCAUCCUCCUCCUACACAUCCUUCAGCAUUUCCACCUCGGCCAGCGCAACCCGCAACGGCGAGACCCAAACUUGGGGCUAUCGCAGUGCGCGCGAGGUGUACCGCGACGAGGACAAUACACGGCAUGAGCGGUCUUUGUCUCAAAGGCUAGGCGAAGAGCCGGUUUAUGAGGAGAGGCAUUACGAUGCGCAGGGGAGGCAGGUAAUUGAUGAUGGACGACAGCAGCGAGACGGGCAGGGUCAGAGGCAGGGACGGAUUGAGGAUGUCAGUGAGCGGGAGCAAUAA
Messenger RNA from Talaromyces marneffei, 294 nucleotides. RefSeq lists its product as uncharacterized. The record is from RefSeq and is a predicted model, not a curated record. The transcript has a single exon. Bases 1 to 294 code for a protein of 97 amino acids. NCBI's taxonomy places the organism in Eukaryota, Fungi, Ascomycota, Eurotiomycetes, Eurotiales, Trichocomaceae.